UGAGAACCUCAUUCUUCUAGAAACUCACCCAGAACCUCCACCCACUGAUACCAUGGUCAGCUCCUGUUGUGGCUCUGUCUGCUCCGAGCAGAGCUGUGGCCUGGAGAACUGCUGCCGUCCCAGCUGCUGCCAGACCACCUGCUGCAGGACCACCUGCUGCCGCCCCAGCUGCUGUGUGUCCAGCUGCUGCAGGCCCCAGUGCUGCCAAUCUGUGUGCUGCCAGCCCACCUGCUGCCGCCCCAGCUGCUGUCAGACCACCUGCUGCCGCCCCAGCUGCUGUGUGUCUAGCUGCUGCAGACCCCAGUGCUGCCAGUCUGUGUGUUGCCAGCCCACCUGCUGCCGCCCCAGCUGCUGCAUCUCCAGCUGCUGCCGCCCCAGCUGCUGUGUGUCCAGCUGCUGCAGGCCCCAGUGCUGCCAGUCUGUGUGCUGCCAGCCCACCUGCUGCCGCCCCAGCUGCUGCAUCUCCAGCUGCUGCCGUCCCUCUUGCUGUGAAUCCAGCUGCUGCCGCCCCUGCUGCUGCCUGCGUCCAGUCUGUGGCCGAGUCUCCUGCCACACCACUUGCUAUCGCCCAACCUGUGUCAUCUCUACCUGCCCCCGCCCCUUGUGCUGCGCCUCCUCUUGCUGCUAAAUCUCUCCUUGUGAUAUUUGUCAUACUAUGAAUGUCUUCAUUAGUCAUGUAAAAUGCACUGUAGCCAGCCAGUCACUGGAAAAAUGAACGCUUCCCUGCCAAUUUGUCUCAUGUGGCAUUUAGAGUGGACAUUCAGCUCUUCUAGGAAAUGACAGACAUAAACACAUUCAUUAAAAUAUGUUGUGCCAGGCCCUAAUGCAGUUACUUUUAGAUGAGCAGUGUCUUCAUUCAAAGGGGACACUAACUAUGAUGAUUUCAUAUAAUAUUGUUUUCAUAUAUUAAUAAACAGCCACUUCCCUAA
Rhinopithecus roxellana (golden snub-nosed monkey) is the source of this 929-nucleotide messenger RNA. RefSeq names its product keratin-associated protein 4-12-like. Bases 53 to 628 code for a protein of 191 amino acids. Gene Ontology annotation, cellular component: keratin filament. Lineage: Eukaryota; Metazoa; Chordata; Mammalia; Primates; Cercopithecidae. The record is from RefSeq and is a predicted model, not a curated record. The transcript has a single exon.